Messenger RNA from Rubroshorea leprosula, 824 nucleotides. The record is from the annotation of a GenBank genome assembly. Lineage: Eukaryota; Viridiplantae; Streptophyta; Magnoliopsida; Malvales; Dipterocarpaceae.
CAAGGGAAUCACUUGAAGCUAAAGGAGUUUAUUUUGUUGAUUAUAAUGUUUCUUUCUUAAACCACUGAUUAAAUUCUACAGGGAUGGUGCAAUGAAAAGGUUAUUCAUAUGCCUAAUGGUGAAGGGGGUCGUGUUAUUUUGGUGUCAAAUUCUGAUCCUGUUGCUGGGAGAAAUAAGGUCCAGGACGUUGUAAACAUGAUAGAGAUCGAGCUUGGGGAAGGAUGGAUUUUUCGUAAGUUCUGUAAGAUAUAUCUGUUUGUCUCCUCACAGAUGGUUGUUGGCUGUCUAGUUGCCGAACCCAUAAAGGAAGCAUUCAGAAUCUUGUCAUGCUUUGUCAGUGAAAGAUGCAAUGGAGCUGAAGCAAAGAAAAGAAGAUCAAGCUCAACCGCACUCCAGUUUGGAAACAUAAUCUUGCAAAGGGAAGUUGUCAAAAGAGCUCCUGAUAAUUGCUCACAAUUGCCUGAUGGUAACCACCAUGGAGCAAUUAUAUGUGGGGAAGAUGCUGUACCUGCUGCUUGCGGUGUUAGAGCAAUCUGGGUCACUCCCAGCAACAGAAGAAGAGGCAUUGCCACCCAAUUGCUUGAUGCCAUGAGGAAGAGUUUCUGUACGACCUUUGUUGUUAGCAAAUCUCAGCUGCCAUUCUCACAGCCAACCUCGGCUGGAAAGGCAUUGGCGUUCAACAUACAGACACCAAAUCAUUCUUGGUGUAUAAAGCCAGCACUUGAGUUUUAGCAGAUUCACACUUCUGGGAAGAAAACAAGAUGAUUAUAUAUACCAAAAAUGCAUUAGGCAGUCAAUUCUGUUAAUGAAUGAUUGUUUGUUUC